AUGCCCCAGAAGCGGAAGCAGCGCCCUCCUCCCAUUGAAGAUCCUCCAACUGUUUCCUCCUCCGAAUCCGAGGAAGAUGAUGAGCAAGCGCCUUCCUCGCAACCGCAUGCAGCACCAGCAGGAGUACAGGUUUCAUCCUCUGGAGAGGAAGACGAUUCUUCCCAAGAAGAAGACGAUGAGCAACGUCCCAUUCUCCCUGCUUCUGCACCCUCUAACCCACGCCCCAAAUUCUCUUCCUCAGAGUCCGAAUCCGACACUGACUCCGAACCCACCCGGGCUAAAUCCAAACCCGCGGAUCAGGCUCAGCGUGCCCCCGCGCCUGCGCAAUCGGGAUCCAAGCGCCCCGCCAGCGUUACUGAGCCGAAACGAGCGAAGAAGAAACCAACCGGCGCUCCUUCUUCCUCUGUACCUAAUGACGAGGCGGUGGAGGACGGGAAGAAGUCCGGCGGCCAGGGGAAGAUGUUCCAGCGGAUCUGGAGCGAUGAAGACGUGCUUGGCAUUUUGAAGGGCAUGAAUGAGUUCAUCGCAAUGACAGGGCAAGAUCCCUACAGGUACGUCGACGCUUUUCACAACUUCGUUAAGAAGUCACUCCACCUUGAGGCUUCAAGCAGCCAGCUGAAGGAGAAGAUCCGACGCCUGAGGAAGAAGUUCGAGACUCUGGAGCAGAGAGAGAAGCAGGGGCAGGAGCCUCGGUUCGUGUCACCUCACGACGAGACUGUGUAUGAAAUCUCCAAGAAGAUUUGGGGUGAUGGAGCCAAUGGACUGAUAGAAAAGCCCAAGAAAGCCGCUGCUAAGACUCCGAAGAGGGAAGCUGUUAACAGUAGUGCCGCAAAACCCAAAGCCAAACCACCUUCGGAGCCAUCAGUGCUGCCCUCGGAUUUGCCGGAGUCGGGAAAGCAUGAUGGUAAUGACGUGAGUUUGCUUUACCGCGAGAUUUCUCGAUUUCAAGAGCUGGAUGAGGAAGACAUGAAGAAGGGUCUGACUUUAAUUGGAGAAUCGAAGAGGAAGGAAUUAGAGGGAAGGUGGAAGAACUUGCGACAUGCUGAGAUGGAACUGCUCGUCAAUCGCUCUCUACUGAUCGCGGAACAGAUUAAAUUAGUAUCCGAAGCACUACAUUCAUCCUGUUAA
This is a messenger RNA of Sphenostylis stenocarpa, 1128 nucleotides long. Lineage: Eukaryota; Viridiplantae; Streptophyta; Magnoliopsida; Fabales; Fabaceae. The record is from the annotation of a GenBank genome assembly.